Molecule: messenger RNA, 2149 nt
Organism: Ceratina calcarata
Lineage: Eukaryota; Metazoa; Arthropoda; Insecta; Hymenoptera; Apidae
Product: zinc finger protein 37
Exons: 5
Coding region: 273-1856 (527 amino acids)
Source: RefSeq, a predicted model, not a curated record
GCGGUUCAGUAGCAGCCAUAUUGUGGCAACAGUAGGACGCGGUGUGUGUUUUGCGAGGAUGUAUCGUCGCUGGAAGUAUCGUUUAAUUUAAUUAACCGUGUCGUGUUCUCCGUUAACGCGUUAGUCAACCUGUGAAUUACAUGAGAAACAUGAGACUGAAAACGUAAUCCAUCGUCGACUGGUUCACUCGAUGCUCUUUGAGGAGCAUUUUUAGGUUACAUACGUUCUCGCAUGCUUCCGGCCGCGCGUAAAUAUUAUCACCGUAUUCAACGAUGGACUUCUCGGAGAACAAUACGAUUCAGUUCCCACACUUUUCGGAAUUGACGUCGCGAUCGAACGCGUCGAAAUUCGCCAGCGAUGAUCACGGACAAGGGGACCAAACGGUUAUUUACACAACCGCCGUUGGCCAAAAUCAAGCCAAGCAGAAUUUGCUGAUGAGUUCGGCAAAUAAAUGUUCAGCACCGAUGCUGGCCUGGCCAGAUCCGAAUACUCUGAUACAAUUGUGUGAGAAGCAAGGCAUUCGCACCAUCAACAUUCCUAAUUACAGUCAGAACAAUGCAAUACUCAGUGUACAAUCAAACAGUUUGCCUAGGAUCAUACCUAACAUGUAUCUCCAGUCGACCUCGCAGCAUGAAAAUACAAAGCAAGACAUAGAGACAAGUACUGAAAAUGAGAAACAAACUUCAACAAUGCAAGAUGCCCAAGCUCAACUUCAAAGUCAAAGUGCCAUGACAGAAUACUUCCAAAAAUUGCAAGCCACCACUCUCCCACUAACGUUGCAGCAACUGAUCAAGCUUCAAUCGGAGCAGACAAAGAAAGACAAGACUGAAGAGGAGAAAGUGGAGCACAUGCAGAACAGUAUACUCAACAUUCCCAGUAUUCCUGUGUUCAGAAACACUCAGCUGCAAAAUGGAAGCAACAGUUUCAUGAACUCGGACCAGAUGAUGAUUUCCAUCAACCCGCACGACUUGAACUUACACAUGGAGCAAGACCAAGAACAACAGCAACAAGAGAACGAGAAUACCGCGCAAAUGAAGAUCGAGCAGCAAAUACAAACGGACUCGCCAAAGACUGAGAAGAAGAUGAAGUUCCGGGCGAAAACCGGGGAGAUAAAGAUCGCCCUCGCGAUGGAUGGCACGCCGGUCUACUGUUGCCCCGAGUGCAAUUUGGCAUCUACGGAUAAGGCAGAGAUCGACCAGCAUGUACAAGCUCAUAUACAAGAACGUAAAUACCAAUGUAAGGAAUGCGGCGCGAUGCUGAAACGGAAGGAGCAUUUGGAUCAACACAUGCGCGGCCACUCGGACGAGAGGCCUUUCAAGUGUCCCGUGUGCCAAAAAGCGUUCAAGAGAAACGAGCAUCUGACGAGGCAUUACGUUAUACACUCGGGGGACAAGAACUUCGCGUGUUCCGUGUGCCAGAAGGCGUUCUCCAGGAAAGAUCAUUUGAACAAGCAUUUGCAAACGCACUUGGGUAUUAAGAAAAGCAGGUCGAAGAAAGAGACGUUCUUCGUGGAGCAGAAGGAACCUUUGGAGAAGGCAACCGAGGUUCCCGCGAUGCCUAAGGAGGAGACGAGUUUUGUCUUGAAGGAGGGCGCUUUUGUGAAGCAGGAGCCUAAUAAUUUUCUACAGUACAUACAAAGUUUACAUAAGGACCAGAAUCUGAUCCACACCUUCUCCUCGUUCAAAGAGCAGGCGACGAAAGAGAUGAACGUGUUGCAGCAGCAGGCAGUGAACAUGAACGAGAUAUUGCCGCAGAAUAGAAGAGUUCGUUCGAUGAUUGACCGUGGUUUACUGCUCAGGAACGCUCAGGAUUCGUUAGAGCGAACGGCACUAAAGGAAAGGACUUGUACCCUAUAAUAAUAGAACCAAAGAGUUUAAAAAUGUUCGCGAAGAUAGCAGUAUGUCGUCUCUUCCUUAAAAGAACACUUCUUAAUCUUGGAGAGUAGCAGUUCGAAAGGUGUCCUAAAUGCUGAUGGAUUUCAAAGAAGAUAAACUGAAUCCACAGUAGAAAACUUGUCCAUGGAAUUGCAUUUAUCCUCCUGGUUUAAGAAAGGAGCUAAAUUCUUUCCAUUGAAGUUAAGUAGAGUAUAAGACGAAAUGGUCAUUUUCGCAGACCUAAUGUAUAAGACGUAUAUUUUAACAAGGUGUUA